Myripristis murdjan (pinecone soldierfish) is the source of this 3230-nucleotide messenger RNA. It is a transcript of the gene atg7, whose product is annotated as ATG7 autophagy related 7 homolog (S. cerevisiae). The transcript is spliced from 19 exons. Gene Ontology annotation, cellular component: phagophore assembly site; cytoplasm. NCBI's taxonomy places the organism in Eukaryota, Metazoa, Chordata, Actinopteri, Holocentriformes, Holocentridae. The record is from RefSeq and is a predicted model, not a curated record. Bases 657 to 2819 code for a protein of 720 amino acids. Gene Ontology annotation, molecular function: Atg12 activating enzyme activity; Atg8 activating enzyme activity. Gene Ontology annotation, biological process: autophagy of mitochondrion; autophagosome assembly; cellular response to nitrogen starvation.
AAUGCGGGACGAGCAAGCUGGUUUGACCUGCAGUGUACAAGACAGGCCAACACGCAGGUUACUGUCAGACUUGGUGGCUUAUCUCUCUCAGCCGUGCACUGGGACUGGACUGGAAAAGUCAGUCGCACUGAGGAUGCUCGGCACCUGCUUAUAACUACAUAACUACACGGAGGCUAGCGUCACUCUGCCAAGUGAAAAGUGGAUGGAAAAAUCAAUGAUUAGGUGGCACUGACAGACUCGUUUCACCAGUUCCCACGACUUGGAGGUAUUCCUCCGCUCUUUCUCUGCGGUCUGCUAUGCUAGCCGAACUUCUUGCUAGCCUGCUGUAGCCUAUCUACUACAUUACCCUGCUGUAAAAAAAAAAAUGAAAAGGAGCGGCGCAUAUAGGUUUUUGUCAGUUUUCUCCUGCUUCGUCGUUUGCCUUUUCCUGUUUUUGUUUUGGUUCUUCGUCUUUUACUCAAUGGUGCUCGCCCCAUGAAGCUACAGAGAGACGCUAGCAGCUAGGCUAACACCGUUAGCAUCGGGAGAAACUGUCACCGGCUGUACCCACACUACAUCGCUUUAUUGACAAUCCGCCCGAUCACAUGAUCGUGACCAGGAAGUGAAGCUUUCUGUUUGCAUACCUUGGCAGUGUAGUCACAGUCAGCAAAGUCCCAAUGGCGUCUGGUGUCGCUGAAGCAGGGUCCUCGAGUGCAGAGCCCAAGCUGCAGUUUGCUCCCUUCAGCAGCGCUCUGGAGGCCGGCUUCUGGCAUCAGCUCACUCAGAAGAAACUUAACGAAUACAGGUUGGACGAGAGCCCCAAAUGUGUCAAAGGAUACUAUUAUAAUGGUGACCCAGUUGGUUUGCCCACUCGCCUGACUUUGGAGUUCAGUGCACUGGAUGUAGAUGUUGCGACCCCAGCACGCUGCUGUCCGGCUGUAGGGACCCUGUAUAACACCAACACAUUAGAUGCUUUUAAGACCACAGAUAAGAAGGCUCUGCUAGAGAAAGAGGCCAACGAGAUAUGGGAUGCCAUACAGUCUGGGGCUGCACUGAAGGACCCGUCCAUCCUCUGCAAAUUCAUUCUGCUGACAUUUGCAGAUUUGAAGAAGUACCAUUUCUACUACUGGUUCUGCUUCCCUGCCCUCUGUUUCUCAGAGGGGAUAAAGAUUCUCCAACAGCCUUCUGGACUAGAGAAGGUUUUUUCAGCCAAACAGAUCACAGCCUUGCAGGAGGCCUAUGAUGGGCUGUGUGUCAGCAGGGGAACCACAGCGGUUCCUUACUUUUUGAUGAAGUACACAGACGACAGUGUUCAGAUGGCUCUCCUAGGCGACUGGGACUCAUUCUUCACCGAUACCAAGAAGGUCACUGUGGGCGUGUAUGAUCCAUGCACUCUGUCUCAACAUCCGGGCUGGCCUCUGAGAAAUCUACUGGUGCUGCUAGCUCACCGAUGGGGUUCAAAGCUGGACACAGUGGAUGUGCUCUGCUUCAGGGACAGAACGCUCCAGGGCAGCCGCUCCAUUCAGCACAGUCUCAUCUUCCAGGUCAAACUACCUGAACUUCCCCUCAACUCAGUGUGUCCUAAGAGUGUGGGCUGGGAGAAAAACCCUAAGGGGGCAAUGGGACCCAGGAUGGUUAACCUCAGUGAAUGCAUGGACCCUAAAAGGCUUGCAGAGUCAUCAGUGGACCUGAAUCUGAAGCUAAUGAGGUGGAGGCUGGUUCCCUCCCUGGACCUGGACAAGGUGGUCAACACCAAGUGUCUGCUGCUGGGUGCCGGGACACUGGGCUGCAAUGUAGCCAGGACUCUGAUGGGUUGGGGAGUGAGACACAUCACCUUUGUAGACAAUGCAAAGAUCUCCUACUCCAAUCCGGUACGGCAGCCACUCUAUGAGUUUGAAGAUUGUCUGGGAGGCGGCAAGUCCAAAGCCAUGGCGGCUGUCGACCGCCUCACCAAAAUCUUUCCUGGUGUGAAUGCAGAGGGCUACAAUAUGAGCAUCCCCAUGCCAGGCCACCCAGUGAAUUUCUCUCAGGCUACUCUGUCUCAGGCCCAGAGGGAUGUUGAGCAGCUAGAGAGGCUCAUUGCUGAACAUGAUGUCGUCUUCUUGCUGAUGGAUACCAGGGAGAGCCGCUGGCUGCCCACAGUCAUAGCAGCCAGCAAGAGGAAGCUCGUGGUGAACGCUGCUCUUGGCUUUGACACCUUUGUAGUGAUGAGACACGGACUGAAGAAACCCCCAGCCAAUCACAAUGUUUCUGAGGCAGCAGACUCUUCACCUUCGUGUUCCUCUACUUCCUCUUCCUCCUCCACUCCUGCCGGCCCAGUGCCCUCUGUCCCAGGAUCCUCUCUGUUCUCCAACAUCCCGGGACACAAGCUGGGCUGCUACUUCUGCAACGAUGUGGUGGCACCUGGCGAUUCGACCAGGGAUCGGACUCUGGACCAGCAGUGUACAGUCAGCAGACCAGGCCUGGCCAUGAUCGCCGGAGCCCUGGCCGUCGAGAUGAUGGUAUCCAUUCUGCAGCACAGUGAGGGGGGUUACGCAGUGGCCAGCAGCAGUGAUGACAGAAUGAAUGAACCUCCCACCUCCCUCGGCCUAGUGCCACAUCAGAUCCGAGGCUUUCUGUCCAGGUUUGACAAUGUCCUGCCUGCCAGUCUGGCCUUUGACAAAUGCACCGCCUGCUCACCCAUCGUCCUGGACCACUACGAGAGGGAAGGUUUCCACUUCCUGUCCAAGGUUUUUAACUCUUCCCACUCAUUCCUGGAGGAUCUGACAGGGCUGACACUGCUGCACCAGGAGACACAGGCUGCAGAGAUUUGGGAUAUGAGCGACGAUGAGAGCAUCUGAGAAGGAGGAAGUCAGACAGAUCAUCGAAGUGACAACUGGAUCAUGAGAGACUGACUGAGGGAACCAAUGGACACUCCACUCCAUGCUUCUGCCAGUUUUGUUUUGUUUUGUUUUUUUGUUUGUAUGUUCAUUUGUUUAAAUCAGGAACCCCACAUCAGAGAGAGCAAAGACAAGAUGGAUUCUUGAUGAAUGGAUUCUGUUUGAUGUUAAACUUAAAUAAGGAAUGUGAAGUGUUUUUUUUCCCAGCCCUUUUAAUGAACAGUUUCGUCAUAAAGUGCUUUACAGACAGCAAGAGGCAUAUACAGGUAAAAAAAAAAAAAACAAGAGAUCCUAACAAAAUCAAGCACACCACACACCCCUCAACACAAAUAGAAGUUCUUCAGAAAGCCUGCUGGAAAACUUUAAAAACAC